This is a messenger RNA of Carcharodon carcharias (great white shark), 3374 nucleotides long. RefSeq names its product WD repeat domain 36 (gene wdr36). Gene Ontology annotation, cellular component: Pwp2p-containing subcomplex of 90S preribosome; small-subunit processome. NCBI's taxonomy places the organism in Eukaryota, Metazoa, Chordata, Chondrichthyes, Lamniformes, Lamnidae. Bases 70 to 2751 code for a protein of 893 amino acids. The record is from RefSeq and is a predicted model, not a curated record. Gene Ontology annotation, molecular function: protein binding. The transcript is spliced from 23 exons. Gene Ontology annotation, biological process: rRNA processing.
CUGGGGCUGGGGCUGGGGCUCUGAGCCGUAAAUUCACUGAAACCUCAGGUUCCGGCUUCAGGUUGGAGGAUGUCGCGUGGUAAAGGGAGCAACAUUUUCAGCGGAUACCGGGCGCUGGCGCUUUGCUGCAACCAGGUCCCUCACGUGGUCCGGUUCCACCAGAAGCACCGAGAGUUUUACCUGGUAACUGCGGUGGGGGCAGUUUUCCACACCUACAACGUGAAAAGACUUGGGAUAGUUGCAGUUAGUAAUGCCCUUCCUGAAGACAUCACUUGUUUGGCAGCAGACCGAAUGCUUGUGUUUGCAGCUCAUGGCAGUUCAGUAAAAGCAUUUGCCAGAAACAAAGAGAUUGUGCAUACAUAUAAAGGACAUAAUGCAGAGGUCCACCUCCUGUUGACCUUUGGUGAUCAUAUGAUCUCAGUGGAUCGAGAUAACAGACUUAGCAUUUGGGAUGUGCAAUCAGAGGAGGAGUAUCUUCAGCUGAACUUUGACAAAAUCAUGUUUACAAUUUCUGCCAUUUUGCACCCAAGUACCUAUAUCAACAAAAUUCUUCUUGGCAGCCAGCAAGGGAGUCUUCAACUAUGGAAUAUCAAGUCUAACAAACUUUUAUAUACCUUUCAAGGUUGGGGUUCAGGAGUAUCUGUACUUCAGCAGGCCCCAGCUGUGGAUGUGAUUGCUGUAGGCCUCACAUCUGGUCAGAUAAUAAUUCAUAAUCUCAAAUAUGAUGAGAUGUUGAUGAAAUUUCAACAAGACUGGGGACCAAUCACAGCAAUAUCAUUUCGCACAGAUGGUUAUCCAGUGAUGGCUGCUGGGAGUCCUGUGGGUCAUGUUGGACUGUGGGAUUUGGAGGAGAAGAAGCUGGUUGGCCAAAUGAGGGAAAUUCAUACAACGGCGGUUUCAGGACUAACAUUUGUUCAUGGAGAACCACUUCUUAUUACCACUGGUGAAGACAAUGCAAUUCGGGUCUGGAUUUUUGAUGCUCCAGAAGGUGGAGGUCGCCUUUUACGGUGCCGUAUGGGACACAGUGCCCCUCCAACCAAAAUACAAUAUCAUGGAUCUGAUGGACAGAACAUCCUUAGUUCUGGACGAGAUGGAACUUUGCAGUCAUUUUCCACUCUUCAUGAACGUUUUAAUAAGAGUUUGGGGCAGGGUUCCAUUAAUAAAAAGAAAUCCAAAAAGAAAGGGUUGAAGUAUGAUACAAUGAAACUACCUCCUAUUACUACAUUUGCUUCAGAAACAGCACGCCAGAGUUAUUGGGAUGGAAUUGUUGCCUGCCAUCAAGGGUAUCUAAUUAGCACUACAUGGAACUACCAGAAAACCUCAAUGGGAGCACACAAGCUUGAACCUAAGAGAUUUUUUAAAGACCGUACCCUCGAUGUAUAUUCCACAGCUGUGGAUAUAACAUCUUGCGGAAAUUUUGUUAUUGUUGGCCUUUCAUCAGGCCAUGUGGACGUAUAUAAUCUGCAAUCAGGCAUCCACAGAGGGCAGUAUGGUAAAGAAAAGGCUCAUGAAGGCCAGAUCCGAGGAGUUGCUGUUGAUGGACUGAAUCAGCUUACAAUUACAGCUGGUGGCGAUAAAAUGAUCAAGUUUUGGAAGUUUAAAUCAAAGGAAUUGAUUUAUACAACAACACUAGAUGCAUCACCAGCUAGCAUUUUGCUACACAGAGACAGUGGCAUGUUGGCUGUUGCUGUGGAUGAUUUCAAGAUAGCAAUCCUGGAUAGUGAAACGAGGAAAUUUGUGAGAAGAUUCACUGGACAUCACAAUCAAAUAAAUGAUAUGACCUUUAGUCCAGAUGGUCGUUGGUUAAUUACUGCUUCAAUGGACUGUACCAUUAGGACCUGGGAUCUUCCAUCAGGGUGCCUAAUAGACUGCUUCUUGCUUGACUCAGCAGCUGUCAGUAUCACCAUGUCCCCCACUGGAGACUUUCUGGCUUCUGCUCAUGUAGAUGAUUUGGGAAUUUACCUUUGGUCCAACAAGACGCUGUACAAUAUUAUUUCCCUUCGGCCACUGCCUGCUGAUUAUCAACCUUCUAUUGUAAUGCUUCCUGGAAUGUGCCAACAACAAGAGCUGGAGACUUCAGACGAUGAAGAGGAAGUAGAAGACCAGAUGAUAGAAUAUGAUUCAUCUGAACAGCUCGGAGAGCAGUUGGUAACACUCUCUCUGCUUCCAGAAUCACGCUGGAAAAAUCUCCUCAACCUUGAUGUUAUCAAGAAAAGAAAUCAACCCAAGGAACCACCUAAAGUGCCCAAAUCUGUUCCCUUCUUCAUUCCAACUGUUCCUGGCCUUGUGCCUCACUUUGCUGCUGUGGAACAACAAACUGCUGAGGACCAGUCGAAAGUGGUAAAUCUGGGCAUAUUGGCACAAAAAACAGAAUUGUAUAUGCGGCUGGAGGGUGCUGUAAACACCAAUAAUUAUGACCUUGCAGUUAAACUACUGAAAGGAAUGGGACCAUCAAAUAUUGACAUUGAGCUGAGGGGCUUGGCACCAGAAGGAGGUGGUUCUUUGGAAGUGAUGCUGAGCUUUCUGCAAAUGAUCAGCUACAUGCUUGAAAGCAAGCGAGAUUUUGAGUUGGCUCAGGCCUACCUGGCAUUGUAUCUAAAGCUUCAUCUCAAGGUUAUUGCUGUUGAGCCAGUGCUAGUAGAAGAAAUGUCUAAAGUAUCAGUGUUGCUGGAAGAAACUUGGAUGCGUAUGCAGACACUUUUCAACCAAAGCAUGUGCCUGCUGGGAUACAUGAAAAGUGCUCUAUUGUAGGCUGAAAGAGAGUAUUGUUCAGUGAUUCAGCGCAGUCUAAAUAGACGGGAUAACUUAAUUCACCCACACAAGUCAUUGUGUUACCCUUUAUCGUAUACCUUUUUAUGUUGCAUUAUAGACUGACUGUAUGCAUUGUCAUGGUCAUUGCAUUUUAGGGUUGAUUUCUUUAUUUUCAAGAUUGUUUUCUGCUGAGUUUAAUUUCUUAAAAGGCAUGUCAUACUGAUAGUACAUUUGAGUAUCCCUGCGAUAGAUUGAAUGUAGAAGAGAAAAUGGCUCAAAACAUACUAAAAAGACAUUUUUGAGGAUCAUGUUCUACUUUAUUCAUGCUGGCUCUCUGAUAUUUUCCUGUUUACAUUGCUUUGUAAAUAUAAACAGUUUUAUUUUGCAAUUGUACCAGCUGUAUGAUACCAAUAAACUAUUUUUAGAAUUUACAAUUUGAUAGCUUCUUGUACUUUAGUAUUUUGUAGCUAAUUGAAAUUAAUAGUAUGCAUCUGAAGUCUUUGUAUUAAAAAUAAUGUACGUUUCAUUGAAUCAGAUCAUUUUAUUUCCUCACACCAUUUUUCUUUGUAUCUGUUUGCAUCUUUAAGUGGAUCUAAUAUUAAACUUGGUGAUUUUUUUUAAAA